Spizellomyces punctatus DAOM BR117 is the source of this 979-nucleotide messenger RNA. RefSeq lists its product as uncharacterized. The transcript has a single exon. The coding region runs from base 260 to 637 and encodes 125 amino acids. The record is from RefSeq and is a predicted model, not a curated record. NCBI's taxonomy places the organism in Eukaryota, Fungi, Chytridiomycota, Chytridiomycetes, Spizellomycetales, Spizellomycetaceae.
UGGACAACGGACAACGAAACGCACAGGUAAUUGCCACAUAGGCCCUUUUGGCAAAUAUACAGUCUACUUCCAUACUGCCAUGCAACUCGCAGCCGACUUGGGUGUCGCUUGAAAAAACAUGUCAUUCUUGAAGUGUGCCGUUUGAAUGACCUCUACUGCACAUCCAACUCUUCGAGUUGGCUGCAUACACCAGUCGAGGACAUGCCCCGCAGAUGAUACCUGAUCGAUCGCGUCUUUGGACGCCUUUGUCGCCUUUAAGAUGGCUUCGUCAGCCUCAUCAGGGUCAUCCACCCAAGAGUCUUCUUGGCCUCCAUGCUCACGAGGGUGUCCCCAUCAGAGGUUUGCCAUCUCUUCAGGAUCAAAGAUAAUGGUGGUAUGGAUGGGGGUGAUGGACAUGACUCGGCGAUACGAAUAUCUUUUGGAGCCAGGGUUCGGAAAAGAUUAUUCCAUUGACAAGGCAAUUGUGAGGGGACAUACGCGGGUGCUUUGCCACUGUUUUGGAGGACUACUCGGUGCAGUGCAAGCAUUGACCUUUGCAUUUUCUGGAACGUACGUUGGAUACGCUGCGGUGCCCAUUCACGCGCCUACAGCGGGUACUCAUUCCACGAACAAUGUGUAUGUCUAUGGAUUGGGUUAACAACUCAGAUGUAAUGUCCUGUCUGUUCGUACUUUGAAUGACUGUCGGGUGCAACCUCAGCAAGCUUCACGACCUUCAUGGGUGCAACGACAGUUCCCAUUCUUACAGCUAGCGUACAGGGAGUAUUGCCAAGGUAAAGUAGAUGCACCGGAGGUACCCAACUCGUGCAGUGGGAUCAAUACCCUAAACUAGGACAUUGAGCGUCAACCCAGCGCAAAUGCAUAUGACUUCAGUGGAAGCUCUGGUAGCUCUGUCAGUAUCAUACAAAUACAGUGACGGCCGUUUUGGGAAUCAAUGGGAAUAUCAUGCAAUAGGGGCGCCGACCUUGGCUGCACUGUCUCG